Pyrus x bretschneideri (Chinese white pear) is the source of this 2048-nucleotide messenger RNA. Its product is annotated as xyloglucan galactosyltransferase XLT2. Gene Ontology annotation, biological process: xyloglucan biosynthetic process. The transcript has a single exon. The record is from RefSeq and is a predicted model, not a curated record. The coding region runs from base 337 to 1803 and encodes 488 amino acids. Gene Ontology annotation, molecular function: galactosyltransferase activity. Lineage: Eukaryota; Viridiplantae; Streptophyta; Magnoliopsida; Rosales; Rosaceae.
CCGUUGGAUCAAAUUUUAAACAUCCGGAUUGGAUUAGGAUGCAUAUCUGGAGAUGAUCCAUGUCGUUCCCCGUCUUUCACCGUCUUCCAAAACAAGUACUUCCAAAUUACAAGCUGCCACGUGCCGGUUCACACUGUGUCGGUUCCAGUAGCAGCCUGUCGUCACACCGCACACGUGUCCCCUUCCUCGAUCUCCUUCUUCAAUCUUCACGGCCACGCACUCCUCCCACUCGAAACAAACAAAAGAGCUCCACUUUCCUUUCUCUCUCCCAACCUCCACCACAAAACACCACUUUUUCCGGUUAAGCUCGCCGGAGAAUCCUACCAGCUCCACCACAUGUUUUCGGUAUCGGACCACAAGUUUCCGGAGCCCCAAGCCAAGCGGCCCCAAAGCCUCGACAAGGUAAACUCGUUCAACUCGAUCCUCCAACUCAUCCACCAGCCGCGGACAUGCCUGCUCUUCGCUAUACUUGCCCUCCAGGUCCUACUCCUCUUCACUCUCCGCUCCCUCCCCUUCGCCCGCCAACAUUUAUCGCCUACCUACUCCCCUCAACCUGUCCGGUUACCAUUAACUGUACCCGAACCGGAAGAUGAAUGCGGGUCGGGUCGGGUCUUUGUCUACGACCUCCCCAAAACCCUCAACCAAGAGAUUUUACAGAACUGCGACGACCUCAAUCCGUGGAGCUCGCGCUGCAAAGCUUUAGCGAACGACGGCCUCGGGCAGAAAGCGACGGGAAUCAAGGGAAUCGUGCCGGAUAAUCUUGUGCCGGCGUGGUAUUGGACGGACCAGUUCGUUUCGGAGGUGAUUUUUCACAAUCGGAUCCUCAAUCAUAAGUGUCGAGUCAUGGAGCCCGAAUCUGCUACGGCGUUCUACAUCCCUUUUUACGCUGGACUAGCGGUGGGCAAGUACUUGUGGUCGAACUCCAGUACGGCGCAGGACCGCGACCGCCACUGCGAGAUGAUGCUGCGGUGGGUCCAGGACCAGCCGUCAUAUAAAAAAUCAGAUGGCUGGGAUCACUUUAUCACGAUGGGCCGGAUUACGUGGGACUUUCGACGGUCCAAAAACGACGAUUGGGGCUCUAGCUGCAUUUACCUCCCAGGGAUGCGAAACAUCACGCGCCUCCUGAUUGAGCGAAACCCGUGGGACUAUUUCGAUGUCGGUAUUCCCUACCCUAUCGGAUUCCACCCGAGGUCGGACUCCGACGUUGCCGAUUGGCAGAACUUCGUCCGAAACCGCAGCCGCUCGAAGCUCUUCUGCUUCGCCGGAGCGAAGCGCGGCGCGAUAAAGAAUGACUUCAGGGGGCUGCUGCUGAGUCACUGCCAAAAGGAGUCGGACACGUGCCGAGUGGUGGACUGUGCGGGGACCAAAUGCUCCAACGGCACCUCUGCGAUUCUCGAGACCUUUCUCGACUCGGAUUUCUGUUUGCAGCCGCGGGGCGACAGCUUCACCCGCCGGUCCAUCUUCGACUGCAUGGUGGCCGGUUCGAUCCCGGUCUUUUUCUGGAGGCGGACCGCGUACAUACAGUACGAGUGGUUUUUACCAGGCGAACCGGAUAGUUACUCUGUUUUUAUAGACCGUAAAGCGGUUAUAAACGGUACGGCCUCGAUAAAAAAUGUUCUACAAGGAAUUAGCAGAGAGAAGGUGAAAGAAAUGAGAGAGAAAGUAAUCGAUUAUAUACCGAAUUUUCUGUAUGCGAAACCGCAGGAGGGGUUGGAGACGGUAAAAGACGCUUUUGACAUUGCCCUGGAAGGGGUCAUCAGGAGGUUCAAGCAGCAGGGAGAGUUGGGGUUCAGGUGGAAAUAGAAGAAAAUGGCCGGGGUAGAGUCGGGCGGGUAGAUUAUUAUUAUUUUUUUUUUCACUUUUUGUUUAUUUUAUUUAUCUGUGUCAGAUAAACUGGGGGGAUAAACAAAUUCCCAGAUUUGUGGGAUAAGGGCCAUGGGAACGGAGAAGCAGUCAUUUAAUUAUUUUAGUUUUUACAGUUUGUGUAUCUAAAUUUUUGCUACAUUGUACCAGUUAUUUUAGUGAUAUUUUUGGUUACUAGAUACAAA